Messenger RNA from Betta splendens (Siamese fighting fish), 2590 nucleotides. RefSeq names its product cyclin-dependent kinase inhibitor 1A (gene cdkn1a). The transcript is spliced from 3 exons. The record is from RefSeq and is a predicted model, not a curated record. Gene Ontology annotation, cellular component: nucleus. Gene Ontology annotation, biological process: regulation of mitotic cell cycle; signal transduction by p53 class mediator. The coding region runs from base 787 to 1293 and encodes 168 amino acids. Lineage: Eukaryota; Metazoa; Chordata; Actinopteri; Anabantiformes; Osphronemidae. Gene Ontology annotation, molecular function: cyclin-dependent protein serine/threonine kinase inhibitor activity.
UUUGUGUUUAAGGUAAAGUCAAACUGAAGUUGGUGUGUUGCAAUUAGUUAUUUAGUUUAUCAGCUCACAUUAAGCAGAUGUCUUCGAUUGGAUCGUUGACAAAGUUGCGUCAUUGUGACCUGUGUGAACCCUUUGUAAGCAAUAAAACACGUUUAUCUACUCUGAUAAAUUAUCAUCUAUUAAAUGAGCAACAGCAGACUCCAUCUAUUGAUCUAAUUAAAACGACCUCUCCUGUCCUUCAGUCCUUUAGCUGGGUAAUUGCGGUGGGCUGGGACCCGUCUCUGUUGAUUGUUCCAUGAAAUGUGAAUCCUGGGAUCCUGUCCAGUCCUUCCUGGAUGACUCUAAUGACUUAUUAUUCUCCUAAGAAGCAGCUGAUUCCUUCCUGCAGUUCUUACUUAGUAGUGCCUGCUGUGGAGCAUUUUUAGAGGUUGUCUGUAUAACUGUGUCUUGUAACUUUUAAGCACCGUUUUUAUCAACUGAUUCAGAAAUCCAUCGUCUUCUCUCUGACUUUUAGUAAAUAAAAACCCUCGACAUGCAGCUCAUUGAGCUGUUGCGCUGUCUGUGGACAGUCUGCACUGCCACCUAGUGGUGACCGCUCGUGUCUGCAGUCUUACGACCUCUGUAGGAAACUUGUCCCUACAUGUUUGUGUGAGGUUAUGUCCAGGCAUGUACCAGGGAGGAACGUAUGAGGGCUCCGUGAGUCACACUGUGCUGUUAUAAAGAGCUCCCCGUGACACAGGCUGAGAUGCACUGUGUUCACUGAGGGAGCGUCAGCUGCUUGAGACAAUGUGCAGAACGAUGGCUUCUCACAAUCGCAUCCUGAGCGUCCUGAAGAACGGUCCUGCUCGACGAAACCUUUUUGGGCCUGUGGACAGAGAGCAGCUGCAGGUAGAGUACCAGACCGCCCUGCAGCAAGACCUGGAGGAGGCUUCACAGCGCUGGGGCUUCGACUUCAUCCUGGAUAAACCAUUGGCCAGCAGCAAUUUCCAGUGGGAGGGGGUCCCAGGUACCAAGGUGCCACUGCUCUACAGGUCCUGUCUGCUCGAUGAGGAACAGGGAGCCAGUCGAAGGGCAGCAGGGCGGAUUUGUAAAGUAGGAAGGGUGGAGCCACAACACAAUGACAAGGAGAACAUCCCACACACACCAGAAAGGUGUGCAGUCAACAUGCAUGACCUGGAGAAAACACCAGAGAGGGGAGAGAAUGCAGGAGUGAAGAGGAAGCAGACAAACCUCACAGAUUUCUAUCAGGCCAAAAGAAGAGUGGUUUGGAUGCCGCGCAAAUCUGGCGAGUGAUUUCCGGUGCAGAUUACUGCGAAGGUGCCAAUACUCCAAAGGAAGCAGACAGUACUAUGCUCAGGAAUACUACGCUCUGGACAGACACUGGCCAGUGACUCAGCAGGGGGUGUUAUACCCAUCAUUAAUCAUCUGCAGCCAGAGGAGCACUCGCCUACACAUUCUUUAAGUUUAAUUAGGGUACUGUAUUCACUCUGAGGGGGUUGGCGUUGUUCCCAGUGGUGAGAAGGGGACAUUUGAGCAGAGAAGAUUAACGGUAAUCUCCUGAAUCAGUGGAUUUAUACUCAUUUGGAUCAACGGGAUGCCAGAGUGUCGACUCUUGCAGCAUGGACAUUAGAUCGACAUACGCAAUACUGUACACACUUGAGACUCAUGUCAUAAGGAAAUCUAGUUGUUGUGAUAAGGCUGCAGAAUGGUUCACAGUGGUAGAAAACGGUCAAAGCCCUUUGGCUUCUUUUGUUCACAUUUACGGCUGUUGUGAUAGGAGGGAGUUUCCUGUGUAUUUAAAGUGUAUUUUGCAUUUUUAUAAGCACUUCUUGACCAAAGUGUAUUAUGCUUUAUAUUCCCAGCUGCACAAUCAUGUUUCUUUUUGUACCAUCAUUUACUAAUAGGAAAAUGCUUGAGUUGUGAUAUCUUCUUCUCGCAGUUGCUUCGCUUAGAUUUUGAAUGACAGAAGUGCCAUCACGUUCUCAUCCGUCUACUAAGCUCCAUGAGUGCCCUGUGUAAACACUAACACAGAAGUGUACAAAGGUUUAUUUAGGUAUAUAUUUAUUAAUAGAGUUUAAUUCUUUACUAUUAGACCGCAGGUGUAUUGCACAUACACCUGCUUGGUGGUGUGGCCGCAGCAACCAGUAUCGACCCUUUAUGCUGUUUGUUUCAAUAUUUGAAGUUCCGUGAAUGACGUUCAAACAAGUGUUCAGUACCAUGUUCUAAGCUAAAGCUCUAUUUGUUUGCAAUUAAACAGGCAAUGCGAUAUUUGUCUGCCUCAAACACACUAUGUAAUUUCAUUUAUUUAUGUCUAUGCUGGCAAAUCCUGCUGCUAUGGGGAAUCUGAGUUUCAUGCAGCAUCACUGUUUGUCCUUACAGACGCUUUAUAAUGUUGCGAGUGCAAAGUAAAUGACAGCAUUUCCCCAAACAAUGAAUGCACUUCUGUUUAUAGGCGCUUGUGCACGUGUCCUGCAUAUUUUGUGUAAAAAGCAGAAAGAAAUCUAUUAUUUAUUAUGAAACCCUAUGCCUUGUUAAUAUAGUUAUCAUUUAAUUAUGUGAAUUCCAAAUUAAAAUAAAAGUUUAAGUCAUU